Molecule: messenger RNA, 3748 nt
Organism: Nomascus leucogenys (northern white-cheeked gibbon)
Lineage: Eukaryota; Metazoa; Chordata; Mammalia; Primates; Hylobatidae
Gene: ZDHHC7
Product: zinc finger DHHC-type containing 7
Exons: 7
Coding region: 380-1321 (313 amino acids)
Biological process (GO): protein targeting to membrane; peptidyl-L-cysteine S-palmitoylation
Cellular component (GO): Golgi apparatus; endoplasmic reticulum
Molecular function (GO): protein-cysteine S-palmitoyltransferase activity
Source: RefSeq, a predicted model, not a curated record
ACUUCCGGGGCUCGCACCGCCCCGCUAUCCAGCCAGGGCUCCGGGCUCAAGCAUUUGCUCGGCGGCAACCUCCUUCCGACCUGCCCGGCGGCAGCCUCCUUCCGACCUGCCCGCCGGGACCCAGGGGACCGAGCCGAGCCGAACCGCGGGGCCCGCUCCGGCCCGGCCAUGAGCGCGGCCGCAUGAUGCGUCCCUGCCUCGGCCGCUGCAGUCGCCGCCGCCGCCGCCGCAGGCCGGGAGGAGCCGCAGCGCCGGGCGACCCCGCCCGGGCCUCGGAUCCAAUCACAUAGGACAGUAUGCACCUUAAGAUCCUGAAGAAACGGCACAAAAUGUUCAAGUGAUGUUUAGAAAUAAUUUGUGAGGGUGCGUCAGGGAAAUCAUGCAGCCAUCAGGACACAGGCUCCGGGACGUCGAGCAUCAUCCUCUCCUGGCUGAAAAUGACAACUAUGACUCUUCAUCGUCCUCCUCCUCCGAGGCUGACGUGGCUGACAGGGUCUGGUUCAUCCGUGACGGCUGCGGCAUGAUCUGUGCUGUCAUGACGUGGCUUCUGGUCGCCUAUGCAGACUUCGUGGUGACUUUCGUCAUGCUGCUGCCUUCCAGAGACUUCUGGUAUUCUGUGGUCAACGGUGUCAUCUUUAACUGCUUGGCUGUGCUUGCCCUGUCAUCCCACCUGAGAACCAUGCUCACUGACCCUGGGGCAGUACCCAAAGGAAACGCUACGAAAGAAUACAUGGAGAGCUUGCAGCUGAAGCCCGGGGAAGUGAUCUACAAGUGCCCCAAGUGCUGCUGUAUUAAACCCGAGCGUGCCCACCACUGCAGUAUUUGCAAAAGAUGUAUUCGGAAAAUGGAUCAUCACUGCCCGUGGGUGAACAAUUGUGUAGGAGAAAAGAAUCAAAGAUUUUUUGUGCUCUUCACUAUGUAUAUAGCUCUGUCUUCAGUCCAUGCUCUGAUCCUUUGUGGAUUUCAGUUCAUCUCCUGUGUCCGAGGGCAGUGGACUGAAUGCAGUGACUUUUCACCUCCGAUAACUGUAAUCCUGUUGAUCUUCCUGUGCCUUGAGGGUCUUCUGUUUUUCACUUUCACUGCAGUUAUGUUUGGCACCCAAAUCCACUCCAUAUGCAAUGACGAGACGGUAAGCUUUGUUCUCCACUGUGUGGACUUCAUAUGUGGUCCAAGCUUGAGUAAAUGGAAAAUCCUAAUGUCAACAAUAGGUGCCUGUGCACUGACUCGGGAGCGUAAUGGGACGGUCUUGAUGAGCUUCAUCCAGCUCCGUGUUUGCUGUUUCUUUCAUUCUGGGCGGUGCAUAUUUCUAGUCUCAGUUUGAUUUACGAGUCAGCAGAGCCAGGCAGAUUCCCAGCUCCCAGUGCAGUUGGUAAAUUUCAGGGAAUUGACUGCCUUUAGGGCCUGGCUCUGCAAGCCUGGAGUGGCGCUCAGUUAAUGUUUGUACACAGUAACUAACAAGUGAAAAAUAUUGGUGCCUGGCUGGGAGGGCCAUUGUGGUAGUCUGGGCUGGCCGCAUGGCCGCAGCCGGGCUGGGCUCACAGUGGCCACGGGGUCUGGAUCGGGGCUGCGCUGGGAAGGAGAGUUCACUCACCUACCCUCCGUCGAGCGCACGCUGUGCUUGAGCACGGUGGAUUCUGAAGCUUGGUGGGGUCUGCCGAGCUUCCACAGCUGCUGCUGCUGCUGCUGAGCUUUUCUUUCUGCUUCCAGGAGAUCGAGCGAUUGAAAAGUGAGAAGCCCACGUGGGAGCGGAGGCUGCGAUGGGAAGGGAUGAAGUCCGUCUUUGGGGGGCCCCCCUCACUCCUCUGGAUGAAUCCCUUUGUGGGCUUCCGAUUUAGGCGACUGCCCACGAGACCCAGAAAAGGCGGCCCGGAGUUCUCAGUGUGAGGCCUGGUUCAUCACAGACUUCCACUUAUUUAUUUGGGGUCUGAAGGGUAUCAACAGCUCAUCUGUGACCAACAGGGCAACUGGAACCUACACAAACCAAUUGCUUGCAGCAAGCAGAGUUUUAUGUAUUUAUAGUCACAGAUGGCAGAGGAAGAGGCUCUCAGUCCCCACCUGUACAACGACGGAAAGGUGUGUGGCCACGCAAAGAAGCCAAACACCAUGGCCUCCUGCAGAGCUUGGGCUUCUGUGGAGAAUACUUCGGGUUAUUACAUGGGUUAUUCAAAUCCUCGGUCCUGAGCUGCUGUUGCCAAUCAUGAAGAGAAACAGUCAAUCCAGUGAACAGGGAUUCUCCGAGCAGUCAUUUCAGGGGGCUCCUGCUGACCCCGCCACUCAGCAGUGCACUCCCCGGAUCACAGCAGGGCGUUUACAUAGAAAGACGUUUUGGUCUCGAUUAGCUCCGAUGCUUUACACUGAAGUUGCAAAAGAUCUGUGCACUGAACAGUGAAGGUGGCUUCCGGCACACUCCCCUCUGCCCUGGAAGAGACAUCCUUUGACCCUCCCAGCAAGUCUGUGUGUGCGCGUGUCUGUGCGUGUGUGCGCGUGUGUGCAUGUGUGUCAAAAUUGCCAGUGUUGUUUAGGCGGUGUAACAUUUACCGGCUGUGUACAGAAAACAAGCUAUUUUUUAGAAAUCGACGUUUCAGGGAAGAGGGGAGAGAGCCACGGGGUCCUGCCUGUGGUUACUAUGAAUGUAUUGCUGUUGGAGGACAUCUCGAUCCAAAGAACAGCCGUUCCUGUGCGGCCCUUCGUUGCCCUCCUGCUUUGAUGUUUUAAAGAAAUCUUGAGUGCUUGAGGGCCUUGGAACUGAUUUUUUUUGUUGUUCCAGCCAAACUAGCAGUGUAUAAAUGGCACCUAGGUAAGAGCAGAGCUGCGGCUCGGUGACUCAAUACUUGGGGCAGCUCGAUGCUGUUUGUGGGGCAGGGGAGGCAUCCCGGCUGCAGAGGCAGGGCCCAGCCCUUGGGCACCUCUGGGAAGAUGAGGGGACCAUGAGGCAGCCAGCCCCUGGCAGGGGCAAAUGUGCCACCGCAGGCAGCUCUACAGCCGGGAAUGGCCAGGAUGGCGCCCUCUUGUUGGAUUUUUUGGUUAGCUUUUACGUUUUCUUCUCCACCCACAGCACAGGUGAUAAAAUAGCAUCCUUGGUGCGGAGCUUAAAAUUACGCCAGAAAGCCAACAGCUCCCCUCAUGGGGACUUGCCUUAAACUUGCCUGGUUUGUACAUUUUUUGCCGGACGCAUCAAGAAGCAAUCUGUGACAGUCUGAGGGUCUUCCUUUAAGCUUGCCCUCCACGCUAAGAGAAGUUGGCAUCUCCCUCCUGGGAACUGUUUUGCCUUUCUGUUCAUCUGUGAACUGUUUUUUGUUUUUAAUUACUCUGUACCCCAUCCGAAUCAGGGCUUCUACCACUGCUGAUGCAAAACCACAAAGGGACCUACCUGAGCCACCGUCCUAGCCAAGCGAGCAAACCUGCAGGGGGUUUGGAAGUGGACUUGGUCACCGCAGAAGCGUGUGCGCCAUUGGGGGAAGAACUGCGUCACAGCCACAGGGACAAAGUGUGGGUGAUCCUGGAGACGUGAGUUUCCGAGAUUGUUUUGCAUAUUCAUUUGCACAUUGUUGUCUGGGUUGGACAUGCGUGUGGGCUUCAGUGUGAGGCUUUUAGUAUGUAUAUCCUGUUAUCAAUAAAACAAUUAUCCAAGUGGUUGAAUCCUGUGAGACUUGGCAAGUGUGUGCAAAUCAAGUAUACUUGACUUUUCAACCUCUUCUUUCAAUGUAACUUUUAUAUGAAAUAAAGGAAUCAACUGACAGUUCUCAAA